AUGUCGGAGUUGCAGCAACUACAGGAGUUUGAGAUCCCCACUGGUCGCGAGGCUCUGCGGGGCAACCACAGCGCCCUGCUGCGGGUCGCAGAUUACUGCGAGGACAAUUACGUGCAGACCACAGAUAAGCGGAAGGCUCUGGAGGAGACCAUGGCCUUCACUACCCAAGCACUGGCUAGUGUGGCUUACCAGGUGGGCAACCUGGCUGGGCACACUCUGCGCAUGUUGGAUCUGCAGGCGGCCUCCCUGCGGCAGGUGGAGGCCCGUGUGAGCACGCUGAACCAGAUGGUGAACAUGCACAUGGAGAAGGUGGCCCGCAGGGAGAUCGGCACCCUGGCUGCAGUCCAGCGGCUCCCCCCCAGCCAGAAGAUCAUAGCUCCCGAGAGUCUACCAGCCCUCACGCCGUACUACAGGAAACCCCUCAACUUUGCCUGCCUGGAUGACAUUGGCCAUGGGAUCAAGGACUUGAGCACACAGCUGUCGCGGACCGGGACACUGUCUCGAAAGAGCAUCAAGGCGCCUGUCACACCUACAUCAGCCACCCUGGGGAGGCCGCCUCGGAUCCCCGAGCCUGUGCAGCUCCCGGUGGUGCCCGACGGCCACCUCUCCGCCGCUUCGUCCAUCUCCUCUCUGGCCUCGGCCGGCAGCGCCGAUGGUGUUGCUGGGGUCCCUACGACCAAGGGACAGGCAGUCCCUCCACCUCCGCCCCUUCCCAGCCCCAUGGUCCCACCACCACCUGCGGCUGACUUCCUGCUGCCCCCUCCGCCAGAGGAGCCUGCCCCGCCCCCACCGGUUCUUGAGCUGCCCCCGCCGCUGGACCUGCCCCCACCUCCACCACUGGAUGCAGAGGAAUUGGGGCUGCCACCUCCACCACCCCCAGGCUUUGGCCCUGAGGAGCCCAGCUGGGUUCCAGAUUCCUACUUGGAAAAAGUGGUGACGCUGUACCCAUAUACCCGCCAGAAGGACAACGAGCUCUCUUUCUCGGAAGGCACCAUCAUCUGCAUCACGAGACGCUAUUCGGAUGGCUGGUGUGAGGGAGUCAGCUCUGAGGGGACUGGAUUCUUCCCAGGGAACUAUGUGGAGCCCAGCUGCUGA
Molecule: messenger RNA, 1095 nt
Organism: Elephantulus edwardii (Cape elephant shrew)
Lineage: Eukaryota; Metazoa; Chordata; Mammalia; Macroscelidea; Macroscelididae
Gene: ABI3
Product: ABI family, member 3
Exons: 8
Coding region: 1-1095 (364 amino acids)
Biological process (GO): regulation of cell migration
Cellular component (GO): lamellipodium
Molecular function (GO): SH3 domain binding
Source: RefSeq, a predicted model, not a curated record